This is a messenger RNA of Uloborus diversus, 1927 nucleotides long. RefSeq names its product lipoma-preferred partner homolog. The transcript is spliced from 11 exons. Bases 167 to 1546 code for a protein of 459 amino acids. Gene Ontology annotation, biological process: cell-cell adhesion. Gene Ontology annotation, cellular component: stress fiber; focal adhesion. NCBI's taxonomy places the organism in Eukaryota, Metazoa, Arthropoda, Arachnida, Araneae, Uloboridae. The record is from RefSeq and is a predicted model, not a curated record.
GAAUCAAGGCAGCGUCCAUAUAAAGUAUGGAGCUGUGACAGACAAACAAGAAAAGCUGUCAUGGCAUCAAAUUUAAGAGAGUUAAGAGAACGAGGAUCUUCCCGGCUUGGAUUCCCAUCCACUGAUGCUCGCAUAGUCCUGGAGAGCGAUGGUACUGAAGUAGAAGAUGACAUCUACUUUCAGACCAUUGACAGAGAUACCAUAUUUCUUAUCCUUUGUCCUGGAGAACGAUGGCUCCCUCCCGGAGUCGAAGCCCUCAGAGCUGAGAGUAGCCAUGGCUUCUAACCAAGAUAUGCUGGUUCGAGAUCUUGGACAUUUACAGAUCUCCAACUAUUCUCCUCAGCAGUAUUCACCAAGCAGCAAAAAGGUGGCUCCUGUUCCUCCUCCUAAGCCCAAAUCCGACAUGUAUGCUACUGUUGCUGCCAAAUCGAAUGGAAUGUACCAUUCUGCAAUGCAUUCCUCACCACAGCCAGUAUCAAUUAUUUCACAAUCAAAUAGAGGUGACCCUAUCUACAGCAAUUAUCAUCCGGAUGAUGACAUGCCUCCUCCUCCUCCCCCUCCUCCACCUGUGGCUUCCUACUCUCCACCUCCCACCCAGCAAUACCCUCCACCUCCGCCUGAUGCUGGUCCUGCUCCAGGAUCCCCUGGCAGCUCUACGUAUGGAACUCAGGCAGGAUAUUCCUCAUACAGACCAAAUUCAUCUGUGAGCUCUUAUGAUACAAGUUCAAUCUAUGAGCCCAUCACACCCAGGCCUCCAAGCCAGAUGAGUAACAGAUCUAACUACAGCAUUGGUAGUGGAGCCUCUUCUCUGUAUUCCUCUUACUACCCUGCUUCUAGCAGGGGGAAGGGGAUGCCUGGACGACCCACUGGCAAAGAGGCAGAGGUGGAUAGGUUGACAGAUCUCAUGGUUCAAAGUAUGGAAAACUCAAGUGAUCCUGAAUUCUAUGGUAUGUGUUACAAAUGUGGCGAUAAAGUUCUUGGAGAAGGUAGUGGCUGCACUGCAAUGGAACAUGUCUAUCACAUAUCAUGCUUCACAUGCCAUGUGUGUCACAAAGAACUUCGCGGAAAGCCAUUUUAUGCUAAAGACGCAAAACCUUAUUGUGAAGAUGAUUAUUUGAAUACAUUGGAGAAAUGUUGUGUAUGUGGUGGAAGAAUCCUUGAUCGUAUUUUAAGAGCAACUGGAAAACCAUAUCAUCCUAAUUGCUUUACUUGUGUAGUGUGCGGAAAGUGCUUAGAUGGUAUUCCAUUUACUGUGGAUGCAACAAAUCAAAUUUACUGUAUUGAUGAUUUCCAUAAGAAAUUUGCACCUCGCUGUUGUGUCUGUAAACAACCUAUAAUGCCUGAACAUGGAAAAGAAGAAACAGUCAGAGUUGUAGCGCUUGAUAGAAGUUUCCACGUUCAGUGUUACAGAUGUGAGGAUUGUGGUCUUAGGUUAUCAUCCGAAGCAGAAGGUAGCUGUUACCCUCUCGAUGAUCACAUAUUGUGUCGUAGUUGUAAUGCAAAGCGAGUACAGGCUCUCACAUCCUGUAUGACUACAGAACUAUAGGAAUGGUUUGCAACAGCUGUGCAUUCCUCAUUUAUGCCAAUGACUCUGUUUUAAUGCAUUGAGAUUGGACUGGCCGUGCAUGUCAAAUCAUGCAACUUAAGUGAAUGUCUAAUGCUACAUUUUGAUACAUUUUUCAUUAUUAGCAUGUGUAUUUUGAAACUGAAUAAUUUCUAGUCUCCUGUUUUAAAACAAUGAUUUUUUAAAUUAUUAUUUUUGAGUUUUGUAUGUGGCAUGGAAAGAAAUUGGGUUUUGAUCUGUGUAAUAUCUUAUGGGACCAGUAUUUCAUGAUUGAAGUAAUAUAUGAUGGAAAUAUUCCUGAGGAUUAUUCCAGUUUUGCUUUCGCAAAAAUAAAAUUGGUGAAAUAACUGUUCUGAAAUUAAA